Molecule: messenger RNA, 1029 nt
Organism: Cladocopium goreaui
Lineage: Eukaryota; Dinophyceae; Suessiales; Symbiodiniaceae
Source: the annotation of a GenBank genome assembly
GUUUGCGCCGAGAACACGGCGCCAUGUCGUGUUGUGCGUGUUCCGCGCCAGCACCGCAACGGACAGGCUUGCCCGUUGCCGGAGCUGCCCUUGGCGCAAUGGCAGGUCUGUUGCAAGUCCCCCUAAGGGGCGGCAUGCAGCCAGUGCCCCUGUCGCAGGUGGUGAAUCGUGGAAGUAGUGUGUCCCUGCCCGGCCGUCCUUGUGGCAGUCCUUGGGGCACACCCAUGGCAGGUUCACUUCAGCUGCCUGGAGGAUCAGUGGUGUCCACCCCCAGCCAGACGCCCCGGAGCGGCUUCCUUCCGAUCCCCGCCGCGCGUGCGCAAGCCCUGGUCAAGCCUGGCGGAAUCCAAGCGGUGCCUGUCGGCUCGGUGGCUGGAGCCUCUCCGGUGUCCACCAUGACCACCACACCAGUCUCCCAGAUCUCGGAGGUCGAAACAACACCCACCGAGGAGAAACGAUCGAGGAUCAAGGUCGGUGCGCCGUUUGAUGUACCGAGGGCCUCCAUCAGAGCCAAGUGCCCCUCGUGGUCGGAUACUCCAACGCCCAAAGUUUGGCAUCCCAAGCGCCCUGCUCAGCAGUGCGAAGGAACAGGAGAAAAGACCGGCAAUGUGUCAAAAAAAGAGAAAUCGGUGUCGAAUGACAAAGGAAAGAGCAAGGAGCGAAAGGAGAAGUGCUCGCCGUCCCCAAAGGGGAGAGCGCGAUCGGAUUCGCCUUUGUUGUCAAGGGUGGGGCUGGAAGAAGCGAGGAGCCUCAAACAAGUUAUCAAUGUCGACCUCCUCUUUGUUGUCUUCAGCAGGCCGUCAAACGCCCCUGACACGCGUCUUGGAGGAGAAAGACGAGGCAGAAGACCAAGAGGGCGGCUUGUCCUCCGUGCUGAAUUGUAUGGAAGACUCCAUUCUGAGUCUGUUCCGUCGUGGCGGCUCGGGCGGCUCGACGAUCACUGUGGUGCCGCCACCCAUGACCCGAUGUUCCGACGCGGCACGGAAGGAUAGCGAUGGAGGCUCCGUGUCGGAGAGGACGCUGGCAGGC